This is a messenger RNA of Dermatophagoides farinae (American house dust mite), 1898 nucleotides long. The record is from RefSeq and is a predicted model, not a curated record. NCBI's taxonomy places the organism in Eukaryota, Metazoa, Arthropoda, Arachnida, Sarcoptiformes, Pyroglyphidae.
AUGGAUUCACCAGCAAUAUCAUUGUCAUCAUCAUUGUAUACAACCAUCAAAUCCGUAACACAUGAAAAUCAUUCAGCAAAACUUGAUGAUCAGGAAAAUAAAAAACUUGAAAAUUUUUGUUCAAAAAUUUUGAGCAACAAAAGUCGUUUACAAUCAGUAUCGAUUGAAACAUUUGAUGAGAGUAAUUGGCCGAAAAAACAUCGACAUAUUUUGACAGUCAUAUUAAAUAAUCGUCUAUAUCGAAUUCCAUUAGACAAUAUCGAAUAUACUACUAGAAAAAAUUUUCAUGUAGCUAAAUUGAAUCUAACAUUCGUCAAUGAUAAAAAAAUAGAUCCAAUGAUUCCUUAUGCAAUGUAUAAUUGGACACAAAUCGAACAAGCAUCAGUGAUUAUGAUUAGACAAUUGAAUGGACAUAAACCAAUGACAGAAAAAAGAUUUAAUGAAAAAAUUUUCGAUGAUCAUCUUCCUUUCGGUUUCAUCGAUAAUAAUCGAAUGUUACAUCUUUGGCUCCCAUGGCGCCAUUCGGUAGUAUUUAUUCCUUAUUUAAGCCAUUUAGACGAUUUGAUUCGUUUACCGAUGGCUGAAAUAUCGAUGCAUGAAUAUUUUCACAAUUGUCCACAAAAUAAACAUGAUUAUCUGAUGCCAUAUGAAAGUAAAAAAAAGGGGAUCUAUAUUCGAUUCAUGCCGUCGAUCAUAUUAGUCAUAUCAUUGCUCAUGAUAUUGAUUUUAUGUGGUGGAAAAGGAAAAAAUAAAGGGAAUAAAAAAAAGAAUAAUAAUAAAUCUCCCGUGCAAAUUGAACCAAUUGAAAGUGUACCAGAAUCGAAUGUAACGGAAACAAAUGAAACAGAACAAUUGAUCGAACAACAACAACAACAACAAAUCGAAACUGAUGUUGGCGUUGGAAGUGAGGCUGAAAAUAAACCUGUAACUGAGGCCGAGAACAUUGUGGAAAAUGAAGUUAAUCAGGAACAACAACAAGCUCUAGAUGUUCAACAGCAGCAGGAACAAAAGCAACCAGUAGAAUACGAUGAAAAAGAUAUUGAAAUUAAAAUGAAAAUGAUGGAAAAUCGAAUGAAAAUGGGAAAAGAAUUCGAUUUUGGUAAAGCGGCCAAACAUUUUGCAAAAAUAUUGGUUGGAAAAAAAUCACAAAUAAAAAGAAUAGGUUCAGGAAAAUCAAAUCGACCUGAUUUGUAUAAUAAUGAUCAAAUGAUGUUCAGUGAUUAUGAUGAACAGAAGCAACAACACGAUUCGAAAUUGAUAAAGUUCCAAUCACCAAGUAAAAAGAAAAAAACCUUGAACAGAAAAAGCAUUUCGGCAAAAAUGAUAAUGAAAAAGAAAAGAAAGUCAAUGCCAAAAGGAGGAGGUAUAUCAGCGAACAUGCGAUCUGAUUCGAUAAUCUCGGCUUAUUCAGAUCGAGCACAUACAUCGAAACUUUUUGGAUCACCCGUAAGUAAAUUACGUCCUGGAUAUAAAGAUACAACACGAAGAAGUUUUCUUGAAUGGUUUUUACCACCACAACGAUCACGUCGCCAUAUACCAUCGCCUAGAACAUCACCUAAACUAUCAUCAUAUAGAAAUAUUCCAAAACCAAAACAAAAAAAGCAAAAUCUUUCCGCACUAUCUACCAAAAUUCAUGAUUCAACAUCAUCACUGUCAUCGAUAAUCAGUCGAUCUACAUACUUACACACAACUAGAAAUGCAACGACAAAGAAAUCACCAAUGCGACGAUCAUCACAUAAAUUACAUCUUGGUUUCUCCGGUUUCGAAGUAGGGGUUGUUCCUAAAAAGCCUUACAAACGAUUACAUCAGAGUUCAGACAUGGAAAGUGUAGAAUAAAAAGAAAAAGUGAGAGAAGAACAAACAUCAUAAGCACAAAAAACACACCCAUAUCUAUAUUA